Closterium sp. NIES-65 is the source of this 3843-nucleotide messenger RNA. The record is from the annotation of a GenBank genome assembly. NCBI's taxonomy places the organism in Eukaryota, Viridiplantae, Streptophyta, Zygnematophyceae, Desmidiales, Closteriaceae.
AUGACGUUUUUCCCAUGCGGUUGUGAUGACGUCGUCUCUCUCCGUCGCCCUUGCACGGGGGGCGGUCGCGUGCUCAGCAUUCAGUCACAUACCGUCCAGGUAUCCGUUGCAUUGCAGUCGUACACUGCCCAGGUGCCCCACUCAGGUGUUUCUCAGGCGCCCAUCUCAGGUGUUUCUCAGGCGCCCCUCUCAGGUGUCCUCUCAGGUUCCCCUCUCAGGUGCCCAUCCCAGGUGUCUCUCAAUGUCUCUCAGGGGUAUGUGGGCAACAAGGCGGCGGUCUUCCCCCUGCAACUGCUGGGCUUCGAUGUGGACCCCAUCAAUUCUGUGCAACUCUCCAACCACACUGGGUCCAUCACUCCUCCCACCUCACCACAUGCCCCAUGCAUCUGUCCCAUUCGUGCUGCUGCUGCAGGGUACCCCACGUGGAAGGGGCAGACACUGGACGGAGAGCAGUGCAGGCUACCCCACGUUAGAAGGGGCGGAUACUGCCCCACGUGGAAGGGGAGGAUACUGCCCCACGUGGAAGGGGCGGAUACUGUACGAGGAGCAGCUGUGGGCAGUGAGAGAGGCGCAUUGCCUCAUGCGGCUCCCAGCAUGCCCCAUGCAUCGCUCCCAUCCCGUGCGUGCAGGCUAGCCCACGUGGAAGGGGCAGAUACUGAGUGGGGAGCAGCUGUGGGCGCUGAUAGAGGGGCUGGGAUAGCGCCUGUGCAUCCUGAGCCUUGGAAGCAGCAGCCUGGGUGCGUGCUGGGUGCAUGCACCCUCAAGCAGCCUGGGUGCGUGCUGGCCUGGGUGCGUGCUGGGUGGAUGCACCCUCUAGCAGCCUGGGUGCGUGCUGGGUGCAUGCACCCUCUAGCAGCCUGGGUGCGUGCUGGGUGCAUGCACCCUCUAGCAGCCUGGGUGCGUGCUGGGUGCAUGCACCCUCUAGCAGCCUGGGUGCGUGCUGGGUGCAUGCACCCUCUAGCAGCCUGGGUGCGUGCUGGGUGCAUGCACCCUCUAGCAGCCUGGGUGCGUGCUGGGUGCAUGCACCCUCAAGCAGCCUGGGUGCGUGCUGGGUGCAUGCACCCUCUAGCAGCCUGGGUGCGUGCUGGGUGCAUGCACCCUCUAGCAGCCUGGGUGCGUGCUGGGUGCAUGCACCCUCUAGCAGCCUGGGUGCGUGCUGGGUGCAUGCACCCUCUAGCAGCCUGGGUGCGUGCUGGGUGCAUGCACCCUCUAGCAGCCUGGGUGCGUGCUGGGUGCAUGCACCCUCUAGCAGCCUGGGUGCGUGCUGGGUGCAUGCACCCUCAAGCAGCCUGGGUGCGUGCUGGGUGCAUGCACCCUCUAGCAGCCUGGGUGCGUGCUGGGUGCAUGCACCCUCUAGCAUGCCCUGGCCUGGGGUGUGCUGGGUGCAUGCACCCUCUAGCAGCCUGGGUGCGUGCUGGGUGCAUGCACCCUCUAGCAGCCUGGGUGCGUGCUGGGUGCAUGCACCCUCUAGCAGCCUGGGGGUGCAUGCACCCUCUAGCAGCCUGGGUGCGUGCUGGGUGCAUGCACCCUCUAGCAGCCUGGGUGCGUGCUGGGUGCAUGCACCCUCUAGCAGCCUGGGUGCGUGCUGGGUGCAUGCACCCUCUAGCAGCCUGGGUGUGUGCUGGGUGCAUGCACCCUCUAGCAGCCUGGGUGCGUGCUGGGUGCAUGCACCCUCUAGCAGCCUGGGUGUGUGCUGGGUGCAUGCACCCUCUAGCAGCCUGGGUGUGUGCUGGGUGCAUGCACCCUCUAGCAGCCUGGGUGCGUGCUGGGUGCAUGCACCCUCUAGCAGCCUGGGUGCGUGCUGGGUGCAUGCACCCUCUAGCAGCCUGGGUGCGUGCUGGGUGCAUGCACCCUCUAGCAGCCUGGGUGCGUGCUGGGUGCAUGCACCCUCUAGCAGCCUGGGUGCGUGCUGGGUGCAUGCACCCUCUAGCAGCCUGGGUGCGUGCUGGGUGCAUGCACCCUCUAGCAGCCUGGGUGCGUGCUGGGUGCAUGCACCCUCUAGCAGCCUGGGUGCGUGCUGGGUGCAUGCACCCUCUAGCAGCCUGGGUGCGUGCUGGGUGCAUGCACCCUCUAGCAGCCUGGGUGCGUGCUGGGUGCAUGCACCCUCUAGCAGCCUGGGUGUGUGCUGGGUGCAUGCACCCUCUAGCAGCCUGGGUGCGUGCUGGGUGCAUGCACCCUCUAGCAGCCUGGGUGUGUGCUGGGUGCAUGCACCCUCUAGCAGCCUGGGUGUGUGCUGGGUGCAUGCACCCUCUAGCAGCCUGGGUGCGUGCUGGGUGCAUGCACCCUCUAGCAGCCUGGGUGUGUGCUGGGUGCAUGCACCCUCUAGCAGCCUGGGUGUGUGCUGGGUGCAUGCACCCUCUAGCAGCCUGGGUGUGUGCUGGGUGCAUGCACCCUCUAGCAGCCUGGGUGCGUGCUGGGUGCAUGCACCCUCUAGCAGCCUGGGUGCGUGCUGGGUGCAUGCACCCUCUAGCAGCCUGGGUGUGCUGGGUGCAUGCACCCUCUAGCAGCCUGGGUGCGUGCUGGGUGCAUGCACCCUCUAGCAGCCUGGGUGUGUGCUGGGUGCAUGCACCCUCUAGCAGCCUGGGUGUGUGCUGGGUGCAUGCACCCUCUAGCAGCCUGGGUGCCCAUGUGCAGUGGGUGUGUGCCAUGCAUGCGUGGGUGUUGCUGGCAUACCCUCAGCGUGGGUGUGGCGGAUACCCUGGCAGCCUGGGUGCGGGGGUGCAGAGCAGCUGGGUGGUGCGCAUGCACCCUAGCAGGGAGGCGGGUGUGUGCUGGGUGCAGAGACCUGGGGCCCAGACGCGCGUGCUGCUGAGUCCCAUCACCAGACGCCCCAGUGCAGUUACCAACAUGCGUGCUGUUGCAGGCUACCCCACGUGGAAGGGGCGGAUUACUGGAUGGGGAGGUGGAGCAGAGCAGCUGUGGGCGCUGAUAGAGGGGGCCUGGAGGCCAAUGGGCUUGCUCUUCUACACCGCCACUGCUCACCGGUGCUACAUCGGGUCGCUCUCCUUCCUGAAAACUGUUCUACGGGUUGUGGAGAAGCUAAGAUCAUCAUGCUGCUGCUGCUUUUCUCGCAUCUACCCAUCUCUCUGCCCGUCCUCCGCUUGUCUCACAUCCCCACAUCGAUCCGAAUGGGCUUGUCUCACAAAGGCUGCCUCCAUCCGCAUCGCUGCUUUCCCUUUCCAUCUCUCUCCAUACCACCUCUCUUCUCCUCACCGUAAUGGACCUCUCAAAGGCCUGCUGCCUGCUCCCCUCUCUCCCCCUCACCCAUUCUCUGCCUCCCAUCCCUCUCCAGUUUCCUUCCUCGCCCCAAUCUCUCUCCCCCAAUGUCUCCUCCCCAUCCCUUCUCUCCCCGUCACAGUGUGCGAUCCAGUGAUGGGGGACGACGGUCGUCUCUACAUUCGCCCCGAGCUCGUCCCCAUCUACCGCCACCAGGUGCCACCUCCUCUUGCCGUAAGCGUGUUCUGCGAGGUGGUCCCAGUGGCGACGCUCAUCACGCCAAACCAAUUCGAAGCAGAGCAGCUCACAGGCCUCAGCAUCCGGACUCAAGCAGACGCCAUCACUGCAUGUGACAUGCUGCACGCAGCAGGGCCCAGAAAGGUGGUGAUCACAAGCAUGGAGGUGGAUGGGCGGCUGCUGGUAGUGGGGAGUGACGCCAGCAGCCCUGCUGGAGAGGAGGAGGGCUCUGAACAGCGUUCUUUGCAGCGGUUCUGCAUCGCAGUGCCCAAGAUACCACACUACUUUACUGGAACGGGAGAUUUGAUGACCGCAUUGCUGCUUGGAUGGUCACAUAAGUAUCCGCACGACUUGGCUAGAGCAGCGGAACUAGCAGUGGCAUCUCUGCAG